GCUGGUGAACUUUCUGCCCAAUCCAUCUUGCUCUCUAUCGCGUGUGCAUUGUACUGAUGUAGGUACGACCGUCCCACCAAGGAUACAGCUAGAAUGCUUUCGGCGUGUGAUUUGUGCCAUUCAAGGAAAGUAAGAUGUGAUAGACAGGCGAUAUGCGCAAAUUGCGUGGACGCGAGAGUUGAGUGCCGGAGAGACCGGCGGCCCAAAGCCCCAUCGAAACCAAAGGCCCCAUCAAGCAUCCUAUCUCUUGGAGAGCGGGUUGCAAACCUGGAAAGAUUGACAAACCAGCCUAGGGGAAACAGCCAUAGUCCGAAUGUACCCGAUGCGAUGUACACUGAACCUAAUAAUACAAACGAAUCAGACAAAGAGACUUCCGCAGAGAGGAGGAAGUUGAAUGCUCAUACCACGCGAUCGGAAAGUGCUCCCCAGGGGCAUGCCGAAUGGGCCACUGCUUCUGAAGAUUCUUCUCACCGCGCAAAACAGGCCAAGGUUAUUCUUCAGAAUGAGCUGAGCAUCGACAAUGAUCUAAUACCUGACCGGCGGACAAUCCUCCGCUCCGCGUUAGAUCUAGUUGAAAAGGUGGCGAACAGAAAGAAUUUGGACUUGGGUGAAUCUUCAUCGCUCAGGAUGGCUGAAACCCACUACGAAGGCAUUGAGGUUCCAGACCUGCCUCCACCAGAAUUAUUGUACAUGCUUCUUCGAGAGCAAUCACCGACAUUGAAUAUUGGAAAAUACGUUCAAGUUCAAUGGCCUGACCAUGUCACUGGCAAAUCGCUGGAAAAAAUGGCCAUAAGGCUCCUGAACGGUGAUGCCCACGGACAGCUAUACCAUCAGCUCUGUGUCUGUAUUUAUGUAAAGGCUGUAUGUCAUGUAGAUCAGCUAUCAAGGUUGUCAAACAACGCCACUCUCUUAAACCGACUUCUGGGCUCUAAGAAGGUGUAUGAGUUCGCUGCCAUUCGAGCGCUUAAAGAGAUCGACAUAUGCACCACGCCAAGUUUCACGUUGGUUCAAUCGCUGAUAUCUGGUGCCAAAUUAAUGCAACAAACCGGCAGGAUGGAUCAAUGCUGGGUGCUCAACUCGUAUGCGGCACGCUUGAUUGUCGCCUUGAAUUAUCAUGAAAUUGACCAUUUGACCCCCGACAAUGAGGAAAUCUUGAGUGCAGUAUUCUGGUGUUACUAUCUUGACAGGACUUUGAGUUCCCUCUUUAUACGGCCAAUGUCGUUACCGGAGCCGUGUAUGCCUCUCGACCAGAUGCAUCGGAAGGAUGAGUCAAUGGCAUAUGGCACCGUGGUUGAAAUUAUCUCGGAUCUAGCUCAAGUGCAGGGCGAGUUGCUAGAUAUCUCCCUUAAUGGGAAGCGCAGGUAUGCCACUGAAAUAUCAGCCAGGUGCGAACACCUCCGAUCAAGAAUGCACGGGAUACAUAAUAAAAUGGAAGCUGCCGGUCACUCUAUAAUCGAUGCCAUUGUCAACGAAUGGCACGGGACAGAAUUUUGUUACUAUGCGAUUUUGGUGGACGUUCUUCGGGCACAGCUAAAGCAUGACCCAAAGGCAGCAGCGUAUAAAGAGUGUUUAUCAGCUGCCAGGACCUCGCUACGAGCGUUUCAGCAUAUUCAGAAUAAUCUUGCAGACGUACCGGGGAUCGAGGGUUCGUAUCCGUCGUUCUUGACAUGGACCGUUUUCUUAUAUCCACUCAGUCCAUUCUUUGUUCUCUUCUGUAAUGUGGUCCGUACCGCCGACUCCGGUGACUAUAUUUUGUUGCAGGAAGUCACUCAAGGGUUAUCGCAAUAUACCGGCAACACUGAUGUGAUGAACAUGUUAGAUCUGUUAAUGGCCCUUCAGAAACUUUGCGAGCCAUUGUUCCAGACCGCACUGUCUCAGAAUGAGCAGGGUCCGCCUGUGUCGGCGACCCAUCCCACCGUGGACAGUCUUCCAUAUCAGGUUCUAGCUCCAGACACGGUGGAUGGUGUCGGAGGCGUACAAGCCAUAGGGCUCUCAACUCUGGGUGCUGCUGAUCCCCAAAUAUUGGCAACAGAAAGCCCACUUGGCUCAUCUACCGAUGAAUUGAUGUGGCAGCUGUUCAAUAGCCAACUCCCGCUGGGAUGGUACGACAUGGACAUGUCAUCCUUCAAUGGGCAGUAAUGGGGGUGUUCACUUUUCUAAUAUUUAAAAUAUCGAAAACGGAUAGUCGAUCUAAUCCCUAGCAGCUUUGACAGGAAUAGGGCUGUGGCUGGAAUACUGUCUGGUAGUCUACUGUUUGGAUGUUACGAGUACUGUACAGGCUUUUUAUCUCGUGGUAGUUGUAUCUUCGUUUGAGCCACUGGUAGUGGCAAUAGCCUAAUGAAGGCACAAAGAUGAUACCAGGAAGUAGGGUUGCGUAUCCUUGUUGGUCACCGCGGGUGAUAGAGCAUUGUUUUCUAUAAGUCAACCAAUCCGAGUAUCGCAAUUCGUAAGACA
Molecule: messenger RNA, 2454 nt
Organism: Aspergillus piperis CBS 112811
Lineage: Eukaryota; Fungi; Ascomycota; Eurotiomycetes; Eurotiales; Aspergillaceae
Product: Zn(II)2Cys6 transcription factor
Exons: 9
Coding region: 94-2139 (681 amino acids)
Biological process (GO): regulation of DNA-templated transcription; DNA-templated transcription
Molecular function (GO): zinc ion binding; DNA binding; DNA-binding transcription factor activity, RNA polymerase II-specific
Source: RefSeq, a predicted model, not a curated record